GAAGAGCGAGUACGCGUGUUUGCACGGUGGGGGCAUGCAGAAUUCGGAAAGACACAAAAGUGGGUGUUUCUAAAAUAAAAGCCAUGCAAACUCUCAAGAAUUUCCCGGUGACUUCAGAUCCAAGGAGGUGGUCAGAGUUGCAGGAAUAAAAUUCAAAGUGCGAGACGAGGACUGCUCGAGCAAAGAAAAGAAGCAGCAGCGCUCCUGUGUAAGCUAUAUGCGAGGUGGAAUAGGGGGGCUCAGAGAUUUCUUGGCCAGCAGUGCGACAGGCGGUCCGAGAGUAACCUGCCGGCGAGUGCACACCUGUUAAAGUACAGCCACGAGACUGCAAUUCAGCCUACAGUGCCCGGCUUCCUUCUUAGCGAGUGGAUAACAAUUAAACAAACAGCCUCGCGGACUCCUUUACAAUCCGUGAAUGUGACACUUGGUGAAUUAUGAACAGUGAAAGUCAAGCUUACCAGCACACGUAUUGUAUUCUGGUCUUCUGUUAAAACGGCCACUGGGCUCGUAUGCAGGUCCUUCGACAGCGAAGAAGUGCUUGCAGCUGAAAUUUGUUUAGAGUUGGAUAACGAGGGCGCGCUCUUUAAUAAACGUCUGGAAAGCUCCAAAAAUGUGGCGACUUGAAACCUUUGUUAUAGCUGUUCUGGCCGGCGUUGCGCUUUCGCCGACAGCCGAUUCUCAGGGAACACGCGCCGGCGUGGACAGGGCGCGAGCUCGAUCCUGGCAGCAAGAGAGCCGAGUAGCGGCUCGCGAGUUGGGCGCUCGUAACAGCGGCAGCCUUAAUGUCACCGGACGCAACGCUCAGGAGCCGGCAAAGACACACGGCAGGGAUACCGUGGGGCAGGGAACCCCAGCGUACAACCGACAAGGAGGAGUGACUCCCCGGAGUGAUGCAGAGAGCAGACUGAGGAGCGCGUCUCCUAGACGCCUCGCAGGGCCUAAUGUCUGUGGAGGACAUUGCUGUUCAGGAUGGGCUGUAGCUCCUGGUUCAAACAGAUGUAUAAAGCCUGACUGCAACCCUCCGUGCCAAAAUCGUGGCUCAUGCAGUCGUCCACAGACAUGUGUUUGCCGCUCUGGCUUUCAAGGUUUUAGAUGUGAGGAAAAGGCCCCCGAACAGGUAUAUAUCCCUUCAGGCACCUCACGAGUGCUCCAGCCAGUCCGGCCAGCUUCAGCCCAUCUUGACAGAAGAAAACUGGAAGCCAGCGUACGAGGAAAUUUGACUAGAAACAGAAGUGAAAGCAUCCCAAAUUCCAGACAUAAACCUGCAUCCACAAGCCAAGUUCCUUCCACGAGUCAGAGCAAAAGAGUCCAACCUGAUUCCUCACCUCAACUAACAGGAUCUUCCCGUACUGUCAAAAGAUUCCCAUCUGGACAAAUCACUUCAAAUGCCUUACCCAAUGGCCAGACAUACAAUGGUCUAAAGCAUGUUGCCAUCAAACAAGAAGAGGAAAAAGUUAGCAAUGCUGUGGCACCGAAAGGGUCCAACCUGACAGCUGGCAUUGACCGAAUAAAGAUUGUUUUCACCCCCAUGAUCUGCAAGCAAGUCUGCAAUAAUGGACAUUGCUACAACAACUGUGAAAAGGGCGAUACCACAACUGUUUACAGUGAAAAUAGCCAAAGUCAAAAUCAAGACUCCAAAUCAGGCUUUCGCCUAUACUUCUGCCAGAUUCCUUGUAUGAAUGGUGGACGCUGUAUCGGAAGAGACCACUGCUGGUGUCCAUCUAACUCCACAGGGAAGUUCUGUCACCUUCCAGCUCUUCGUCCUGACAAACAACUAGCACUAAGAAAGGAAAGCAACCGGCCUACUCAGAAUACAUCCUUUUCUCACUCCAUGUUUACAUUACCACUUUCAAAUCAACUAGCUUCUGUGCAUCCAUCCUUGGUAAAUGUACACAUACACCACCCACCGGAAACUAAAGUGCAGAUCCACCAAGUAGCCAGGGUAAAACCAGAGCCUCCAAGGACAGACCAAAAUAGCCUUGAAGGAGUGCAGUUGAUUCAUUCUGUGCAGCAGAGGACUCAGUUAUCCAAAGGAGCACAACAAGGAACAGAAAACAACUCCAUUAAUGGCAACAGCGUCAUUGGAAAUGGAGGUGGUUCUUCAAGGCAGCAGAACAGGCUCAAUAGCUAUGUUGGGAGAUGUUUUCAAGAAACUGUUGAUGGCCAGUGUGGUAAACCUCUUCCUGGUCUGACUAAGCAGGAUGAUUGCUGUGGCAGUAUUGGAAAAUCCUGGGGAUUGAACAAGUGUACGGAGUGUCCUCCCAAACCAGCAAAUGCAGUGAUUGAAAAUGGUCACGUGAAGUGUCCAAAAGGUUACAAGCGGAUGAACAGCACCCACUGUCAAGACAUUAAUGAAUGCCUGAUGCCUGGAAUCUGUAAAAACUCUGAGUGUUUGAAUACUCGAGGUAGCUACAGAUGUACCUGCAAACCUGGCUUUAUGUUGGACGUUGCAAGAAGCCACUGUGUCUCGGAAAAAGCAAUAUCUCUGGUACAAGACAGGUGCUACCGCUCAGUAUCUGGGGGAACCUGUUCCCUACCGCUGGCUCAAUCCCUUACGAAGCAGAUCUGUUGCUGUAGCCGUGUUGGCAAAGGAUGGGGCAAGAGUUGUGAACGAUGUCCGCUGCCCGAUACAGAUACGUUUAAAGAGAUCUGCCCAGCUGGCCAUGGCUACACAUACUCUCGGUCAGAAAUUCAGCUUUUAAUGAGGCAAGUAGAAGAAGAAGAGCUAGAAAAGAGUUCUGUUCACCAAGGCAAUACUGAUGAGUCAUCUCGGAGGGUUGAGAAAGAGCAUGAAGGUUCUACAUCAGUUAAAAAGACCAUUACUGCUACAGAAACCUCAUCCAAACAUUCAGGUGUCAUAGAGAAGGCUACUCCGCAGUCGCCUGUUCAACUGUACCCAGAUUCCUCAGUAGUGGACAAAGCUUCAAUUAAUGUAGCGACCCAGAUUACAGAGAUUGACCGGUGUUCUGCACAUCCUCACAUUUGUGGUCCUGGUACUUGUGUCACCGUGCAAAAUGGGUACACAUGUUACUGUCAUAUUGGAUAUCAGAUGAACACACUGCAGACUCAUUGUGUUGAUAUCAAUGAAUGUGAGAAUGCUCCUUGUGAAGGAAAAGGAAGAUGUGUGAACACUGCAGGCUCUUACACCUGCUACUGCUACUCUGGAUAUAUACAGGUCAUCACACAAAAACGGAGGUCUUGUCAAGAUGUCAAUGAGUGUGAGCAGCCUAAUAUUUGCCCUGGACAUCAUUGUAUAAACACUCUAGGCUCCUAUAGUUGUGAGUGUGCACAGGGAUAUUUGAAGUCAAGGAGAGGACACUGUGAGGAUGAAGAUGAAUGUCUUAUUGACAAAAUUUGUGAAAAUGGAACCUGUGUCAACCUGGAAGGGUCUUAUUUCUGCAGCUGCAAGCUUGGAUAUGUAGCAACUCAGGAUGACAAGAACUGUCAAGAUGAAGAUGAGUGCCUAACUGCAGGAAUCUGCAUCAACGGACAGUGUAUCAAUGUGGAUGGCUCUUACAGAUACAUCAACGAGUGCUUGAGAAGUGAAACCUGCCUUAAUGGCAUGUGCACCAAUGUGGAAGGAUCCUAUUUGUGUUCAGACUGUAAACCAGGGUACAAGAUUUCAGAAGAUCAUCUAAAAUGUGAAGAUAUCAAUGAAUGCACGCUUCCAGACAUCUGUGCAGGUGGAGUCUGCACCAAUACGGAGGGCUCUUUCUCUUGCUUCAAAUGUAGAAAAGGGUUCCGUCUUUCUGAAGAUAAAAAACGCUGUGAAGAUAUUAACGAAUGUGCAGUCUACAAUAUUUGUCCCAGAGGUCUGUGUGCUAAUACAGUGGGUUCCUACUCUUGUAUGGCUUGUCCUCAUGGGCACAGAUUAUCUGCAGAUAGACAGCAAUGUGUAGAUAUUGAUGAGUGCCUCUUGUCAAAUGUAUGCCCGGGUGCAGCUUGUGUGAAUACUGAUGGCUCGUACUCAUGCGUCAGUUGCGAUGCUGGUUAUAGACUCUCUGCUGACAGCAAGAGCUGUGAAGAUAUAAAUGAAUGUGAAGAUGGCAACACUUGUUCAGGGGGAGAGUGCACUAACUCCCCAGGGUCUUACAGCUGUUCAUGUACUCAAGGAUAUGAACUCAUUGGUGGCAUUAUGUGCAUAGAUGUGAAUGAGUGCUUGACACUGGAUAUCUGUGGACCUAAUGGAGAAUGCAUGAACAACCAAGGUUCCUACUUCUGCCUCUGUGUUGCUGGCUAUACCACAAGCACUGAUGGGAUCAGUUGUCAAGAUGUCAAUGAGUGUGAGGAGCCUACUACAUGCUCAAGAGGCCAGUGUCUGAACAUUGGUGGGUCAUACCAGUGCAUCUGUGAUGCGGGAUUUCAGUUUUCAGAGGAGACUAAAGAUUGUGAAGAUAAGGAUGAAUGUAUGGAGUAUGGCAUUAACAUCUGUGGCACGUGGCGCUGCGAGAAUACCAUCGGCUCGUACAGGUGCUUUAUGGGUUGUCAGAAUGGAGAAACAACUGGAGAUUGUGACAUUGAUGAGUGUGUUAAUAAGACCAUCUGUGGUAGCCAUGGCUUCUGCGAAAACACUGAUGGCUCCUACCACUGUGUGUGUGAUCAAGGCUUUCAGAACUCUCCAGGGACUUCAGCAUGUGUCGAUAUGAACGAAUGCGAGAGUUUCACUGCAGUGUGUGGCUCAGCUUUUUGCGAGAAUGUAGAGGGGACCUUCUUGUGCCUCUGUCCCUCUGACAAUGAAGAGUUUGAUCCCCAGACCAACCAGUGUCGCAACAGGAUCAUGACAGAAGAGCCCAAAAUUCCCAAAAUACCUGGUGCACCCCCAGCAGGAGAAGAAGAGAGAAAGGAGUGCUACUACAAUCUGAACGACCCCAGCUUCUGUGACAGCGUCCUGUCAGGAAACACCACCAAGCAAGAAUGCUGCUGCACUGUGGGUGAAGGCUGGGGAGACAACUGUGAGACACACCUGUGCCCCAUUGUGGGAGGUGCCGAAUACAAUGAACUUUGCCCAAAAGGGAACGGUUUCCUUGCUGUGGAUGGCAGUGCCUUUGGCUUAACACAUCCACUGUACAGCGAUGCUGAUGAAUGCUUCCUUUUUGGAUCUGAGAUUUGUAAAAAUGGAGUGUGCAUAAACACAGUCCCAAGAUACAGGUGCAUCUGUCGUGAUGGAUUUUACUAUGAUACAGUUCAUUUGGAGUGUGUGGACAAUAAUGAGUGCGAGCAUGAGGACGUCUGCGAGGAUGGGGAGUGUGUCAAUACACCCGGUUCAUAUAACUGCUUCUGCAGUCCUCCUCUUAUUCUGGAUGUAACUAGGAGACGAUGUGUCAACUCCAGCUUUACCACAGACUUGGAAGGAACCAUACAUCUGGACAUCUGCUGGAAGGAGCUGAUUGACGGAUACGUGUGCUCGGCCCCCCAACUGCAAAGACAGACCACGUUUACAGAAUGCUGCUGCAUGUAUGGUGUGGCCUGGAGUAAUAACUGUGCCCUCUGUCCCACACCGACCUCAGAGGAAUAUGCAAUGGUAUGUAAUCGAGCAGUGGAUGGCCUAAGAGAGCGGCCCGGCUAUGAAUACGGACCAGAUAUCCCUUUUUAUGGCUACAAUGUGAAUGAACCAGCAUACGGACCACCCGAACUGCAUACUGGACCUUUCUAUCCUGCCAGACACCCUGACCGUGAAUAUUCUUCCCCCAGAGUGCCCAGCGGUCACCCCAGACAAUACAAUCCUCCACUGAUAAACACCUUUCCUGAUCGAUAUGAUGGAUUUGAAGGAUUGCAGGCAGAAGAAUGUGGGAUUUUAAAUGGCUGUGACAAUGGCCGCUGCGUCAGAGUGCGUGAAGGGUACACUUGUGACUGCUUUGAUGGAUAUGAACUUGACUUGACUAAAAUGGCUUGUCUUGACAUAAAUGAAUGUAAAGACAUCAGCGACCGCAUUCCACUCUGCAAGAAUGGCAAGUGUGAGAAUACAGAGGGCUCCUACCGAUGCGAGUGUCUGCCGGGAUUCGUCGCCUCUGCUCAUCCAGAUCAGUGCAUUCCCAGCCCACCAAAGCCGGGAGCAGAGCAGUGAAGUGCUGGACGGGCGCCUGAUCUCAGUUUAGAGACACAACUGGAAACCCACAGACUGACAGGAAGUGAAGGGGAAGAAUCAGCAAAGCACUUGAAGGUCACUACAUGUACAUGCAGACCAUUUAUUACAUGCAAUGUGUAAGACUGCGCUUUAGAAGGGAUGUUUUGUUAAAAACCGGAGUGAAAAAACAAAAAAGGUAGAUCUGUACAAAUUCUAGAGGCACCGUUUGCUGUGACUGUGCAUACGAGUUAGACUGCUGCCAAAUACAGAACAAACAAGUCUCAUUUAAUAUAUUUGUUACUGUUAAUCAAAGCAAACAUUAAAUUAUUUCCCGAAAAAGAAAAACGUAAAGCCGGCAUGAACUUUGAUGUAAAGCUCUUUGUGAGUCACGACUGGACAGGAUUUGAAUGAUGUGUGUGCAGCUUGUGUGUUAACUGAGCAGCUGAAAGUCGGGUAGGAUAAAAGGAAGGCUAAAACAUAAAACGUUUUGUCCAGCAAGCACUGCCCACCAUUUAAAGCCCCUAGAAGAUGUGCUUCUGCUAAAGUAAAGAAAAUAAAGAAACUAACAGCCAAACCACAAAACAAUUGCGGCUCCCAGAUCCUGUGCAGUGCAUUCCUGUGGGCAGAAAUGGUAAGAGAAUUGCAGCGAUACUCGACCUCCGUCCUCACAACUGUAAGUUUGGAGAAGCAAAACAAAAAUCUCAAUGCUGUGUACAGAGUCUGUAUUUUAUUUUUAAAGGUUUUGUUUUUCUGUAUUUUGAUAUAGACCAAUUGAAUCUUAACCAUUCCAUGUUGUUCCUUUUAAAUCAAAAUGCAGGUUAGGGCUGUUUUGUUUGAUAUGCAACAUGUAAGUGCAUCGUAUUUUAUUUUAGUUUAUUUUUUUUACUUAUGUAAAUGGUUGCUUUAACAUAUGUGUUGCUUAAACAAAAUGUGCUUUUACUUUGUGCUGUAGAAAUAUAAAAUAUCCUGCCCUGUGGAGCAGACCACAGUACUUGCUAAAAGGGAGUUGCUGUCCAGACCUCUCGGCCAUUUCUUGGCAGGCACACCACUUGUAUUUUUGAACAGAGACAAUUAGGCGCUCGUCAUUUGAUCAUAAACUCGGUCACGAAGGGUCCAGAUACGCCAACAAGGUCACGGCUAUGAGAGCAGGGCGCAGCUCUGCAAGAAAUCUGGUUCUGGAGGCAAAGAAUCACAUAUAGUCAAUCAACGUUACAGCCUGUGGACAGCCACCAUGAUGUAAAAAAGAAAAAAAUGGGAGAAAUGACGGUGUGUGUGUGUGUGUGCGUCAUAAAACGAGCAGUGGGACUCUCAACCCCAUCUUUUUUUCUGUUCACAUUUACUUUGAAGACGCUUCUUUCAUGUUACUGAAAAUCCUGUGUUAAUUGUGAGGUUCUGUCAGGCUGUCCUGAGAAGACAUGUGCCACCCCGAAGGCAGGCUGUCAUCUGUUCACAGUCCAAGUCACCAGCACAGCUUUAAAAUGACUUCCUUCAAAUUUACCCCAUGGAUAUUUUCACCUUGCUAAAGCAGUAAGAAGUUUAUCAUCUUUUGCCAACUCUAAAAAUGGAAAGGAAAAAAUAUUAAAGGUGUGCUGGCUCCAUCUGCCUUAUUUAUGAACAGUUGCCUUUAUGAAGUUAGAAGUUGUGGGCAGGAGUUUCCCCUAAAUGCCUUCACGUCUCCCUUGAGGUGCACAGUAGCCAUUCUUUGUCAUCAAAAUAAAGAUUCUUGAUUUUCCA
Messenger RNA from Erpetoichthys calabaricus (reedfish), 7798 nucleotides. Its product is annotated as latent-transforming growth factor beta-binding protein 2-like. Gene Ontology annotation, molecular function: calcium ion binding. The record is from RefSeq and is a predicted model, not a curated record. The transcript has 38 exons. NCBI's taxonomy places the organism in Eukaryota, Metazoa, Chordata, Cladistia, Polypteriformes, Polypteridae. Bases 611 to 6064 code for a protein of 1817 amino acids.